CAAUUAUUAACCAAAUGAACUGUAAAUAAAAGAAGGAAGAAAAAUGAAACAGAGGAAACAGAGAAGCAACAGUAGAAGUAGAAGAUAAAGAAUGGAAGGUGGUUCGAAAGGAACACUCAAAGCUGUGGCUCUCAUCGUUGGAGACAACAACGUUAGAGGCUCUCUUCACUUCUCUCAAUUCCCAAACGGGAUAACCCAUGUGAAAGGAAAGAUAACAGGGCUGUCUCCAGGCCUUCAUGGCUUUCAUAUCCAUGCCCUUGGUGAUACCACCAAUGGCUGCAAUUCUACUGGGCCUCAUUUUAAUCCAUUCAAGAAGGAUCAUGGAGCACCAAGUGAUGGAGAGCGUCAUGCCGGUGAUUUGGGUAACAUUAUAGCAGGCCUUGAUGGUAUGUGCAAUUUCUGUCAUUUAUAUGACUAUACAUUGGAUAAAUUGUUAUUUGUGAAUGACUUUUGGUUUUUAAGAUUACAAUUUAAUGUCUUCAUUGCAGGGGUUGCUGAGGUUUCGAUUAAAGAUUGGCAGAUUCCACUUAGUGGGCCACAUUCCAUAUUAGGGAGGGCAGUUGUUGUGCAUGCUGAUCCUGAUGAUCUUGGUAGAGGUGGGCAUGAACUUAGCAAGACAACUGGGAAUGCGGGUGCAAGAGUUGGAUGUGGUAUCAUUGGCCUUCAAUCAUCUGUUUAGGAGUAGUUUGGUUGCUGUUAAAGGAUGUUUGACGUAAGACUGCAAAUUGUAAUCUUGUGCUUGAAUUUAUGUAUCUUGCAUUAAUCAACUUGUAAACAAAUUUUGGGAUGGAGAACGGAAUCCUAUCUGUAAUGUAUGUGAUCAAUAUGAAAGGUACUUAGAUUAAGGAACUCCUUUUUUUAGGUACAACUAGAUCCAUAGACCACUGUUGAAGUCUUUAUGAUUGCUUA
Molecule: messenger RNA, 909 nt
Organism: Theobroma cacao (cacao)
Lineage: Eukaryota; Viridiplantae; Streptophyta; Magnoliopsida; Malvales; Malvaceae
Source: RefSeq, a predicted model, not a curated record